CAAAAAUGAAUUGUUGCAUUUGCCAGUUUUCUGUGCGUGUUUCAAAAAAUAUACAUACUGAAACAGUAGGACGCCCGCCAGUUCUUCUCAGUGAACUGGUUCUACAGUGCACAAAGGGCACAAAUUACGAGCUAAGCGAAGAGGCGUCGACGAUAUGCAAAAAAUGCUGUGAGAAGUUGAAACGGUACCACAAGUCAAUACAAAUCGCCAGGAAACUGCGUCAAGAGAUCUUGGAGCUGAUAAACAGUCCCUUUACCACAAAGAACCUGAGAAGGGUGCCAUCGUGUGACAUCCAAGUGGAGCGCAUCGACAAAUUCGAUGCCCAUAUAGAAGUGAGCGAAGCUGAGGAAGAGGAAUACUUGGACAAUGAAACAGAGACAGUCGAGGAUACCUCAAUCACAGCGGAGGAUGAGGGUGAAGAGCAUUCAUUCAUUUUGAAGGAUGCGACUGUCAUAGAGGAGGACGAGCUUCAGUCGGUCGACCUAGAGCUAGAUAUUGAUAACGAGAUCAUUAUAAAUGAUGAGGAGGCCUUGGAAGAAGGGGAAGUGCACCUCAAGGAUGAAGCUGAAGCAGAAGCAGGCGAAGCCGAACUAUUCAAGGAGGAGACCAUGAGUGAAUUUGACGACCACUUGGAGAACACAAUCGAGUUUUUAGACUCGGAUGUCGAAGAUGACCAAGACCAAGACAGCUCGGGCGACUACACCGUAAAUAUUCAGUGUCCGAGUUGUCCCGAGAAGUUUGGCAGCCGGCGCGGCUACAAUGCCCACACAAAGCGCGAGCACUUCCCGGGGUACGUCUGUGAUCAGUGCGGGAAGACCUUGCAAUCGUAUUCCGGCUUCAUUGGGCACCUGCAGAACCACGAACCUGUCAAACAGUUUGCCUGCCCCGAGUGCCCCGAACGCUUCAGUCGAAAAUUCCGGCUGAAACAUCACAUGGCCUGGCACACCGGAGAGACGCCCUACCAGUGCGAGGUGUGCUCCAAGCGCUUUGUCCAUAAAGUGGCCCUCUACAAGCACAAAAUGAUUCACGACAACGAGACGAAGCGGCUCGAGUGCCAGGUGUGCGGAUUCAAGACCCGAACGAAAGCCCACUUAGAGCGGCAUAUGCGGUCUCACACCGGCGACAAGCCUUUCGCUUGCCCAUUGUGCAACAAGCGUUUCUCCCAAAUGUACAACAUGAAGGCCCAUCUGCGGGAGCACGAGAGUCCUGGCACCAACAGACAUCGGCGUUUCCACUGCCCCAAAUGCACCCACACCUUCAUCAACGAACAGAACUACGUGACCCACGUAGAGCGCAAUGACUGCACCGCCGUUUAGGGAUCAGAUCGAUUUCAGCUUCACAUAUUGGUUCUUUACUUCGAGUUUCAUUUGGAUUUGGAUGUGAGAGGCUAACAUCAGCGUCAGGAUGGGACAUGACAUCCUGACAUGCUGAUACGCUGACAUGGGACAUGCUCAUCUCCCCAUGCGCAUCUUAUGUCCAGUUCGAAUGAAAUCGUUUCGAUUAUGUUCUAUCCAUGUAAUUUUUUUAUUAAAUCUAUAUGCAUUUCACAAAUAAAAUAUG
Messenger RNA from Drosophila persimilis, 1560 nucleotides. RefSeq names its product zinc finger protein 771 (gene ZIPIC). The transcript has a single exon. Lineage: Eukaryota; Metazoa; Arthropoda; Insecta; Diptera; Drosophilidae. The coding region runs from base 6 to 1316 and encodes 436 amino acids. The record is from RefSeq and is a predicted model, not a curated record.